Molecule: messenger RNA, 2093 nt
Organism: Pseudopodoces humilis (Tibetan ground-tit)
Lineage: Eukaryota; Metazoa; Chordata; Aves; Passeriformes; Paridae
Product: myosin regulatory light chain 2, smooth muscle minor isoform-like
Molecular function (GO): calcium ion binding
Source: RefSeq, a predicted model, not a curated record
AGAAGAACGUUGUAGAUGCACGUAGGAUUUAAAAGUGUGGAAUUAGCAGGGGAAAUCAGUAGCUGUCUGUGUGGACAGACUGAGAAGGACGUAACCAUGGAAUUUCCUUUUAUGAUCCAGAUGCUUGGUACACCCUGUCAGGUAUCUAAUACAAAGCAAGAACCAACAGCCACCAUGUCUAGCAAAAGGGCAAAGACAAAGACCACCAAGAAGCGCCCUCAGCGCGCCACUUCCAAUGUAUUUGCGAUGUUUGAUCAGUCGCAGAUCCAGGAAUUCAAGGAGGCCUUCAACAUGAUCGACCAGAACAGGGAUGGCUUCAUUGACAAAGAGGACUUGCACGACAUGCUCGCCUCCCUUGGAAAGAAUCCAACAGAUGAAUACCUGGAUGCCAUGAUGAAUGAGGCUCCGGGCCCCAUCAACUUCACGAUGUUUCUCACCAUGUUUGGUGAGAAGUUAAAUGGCACCGACCCGGAGGAUGUAAUCAGGAAUGCUUUUGCUUGCUUUGAUGAAGAAGCAACAGGGUUCAUCCAAGAAGACUACCUGCGGGAGCUGCUGACCACCAUGGGAGACAGGUUCACGGAUGAAGAGGUGGAUGAGCUUUACAGAGAGGCCCCCAUUGACAAAAAGGGCAAUUUCAACUACAUCGAAUUCACGCGCAUCCUGAAACAUGGAGCAAAAGACAAGGAUGACUGAGCAAAUCCCUGGAUACCUGCCGAUUAUCUCUACAUUUAUGUUUAUUUUUAACCGUUUCUUCCUGAUAGAACUUGUUGCAUGCAUUUACCUUCAAAGCUUUUUGUCUUUUUUCAAUAUAUUUAUCUAUUCCAGGCCAUUUAGGCACAUUUGCACCUGUAAUCAGACUGGAAGUGGGGAAAAUAUUUUGAGGAAAAGGCUACAGGACAAACAUUCCCUGGAGUUUGAUAGUCCAGGAAAAUAAUCUCAAUGUUUCUGGUUUAGCUGGAUUUUUACAUUUUUGUAAUAAAUGCCAUUUUGAAAUAAAGAUUGCUAUAUAGAUAAAAUACCUCAAAAUCUUUUGUGAAGAAUGACAUUUCUAUUAUGCAUUUACAAAUGCAGGUGUGUUCAUUGUAUUUUUCUUGCAGUUGAAAGUCAAGCUAGAAAACUCAUUUUCAUAGUGUUUUGUUCAGUGUCACAGGGUUCUGAAAUGCUCCUAGUAGCAUCUGCUGGCAUCUUUGAAAAUGUAGCUGCAGAAGUCUUUGAUCUCAGGUUUUUGAAGUGGGAUCUGACUACUGUGUAAGUAGUUUACCAAAGAAAUGGUAUGGGAGGACUAUUACAAUUGCCUCAUGGCCAGCAGAGAACAUCUAAUUCUUAAGCAGUUACUAUACCCAGCUUUUGCUUCCUUUUAAUACUGAUGGGUUUUCUAGCAGUACUUUCAUGUCAAAGUGUGCAUUCUUCUUUGCUAAGUAAGAUGGAAUUAGGCAUAUUUUUUCCCUCCUGCUGAAGGAAGCUUGUGCAAAGGAAUCUGUGUUGGCACUAAUUAACAGCAGUACAUGGCCAGAAAACUUACAUAAAGCUUUAUUUUUCUACAGCUAAUUCAUUUGAGAAUGUGAGCCAAGUCAUUCUGACAAUUAACCUGGUAAAACCCUAUAGGUGCUGAAGUUGCUCUCACUUUUUAAUCUAUCAUACAUAUUCCUCAGUUAUAUUGGUAAGAUGGCUUUUAACCAAGCACAGUCAGUCAUUCUGAACUGUGCCUCCUCUUGGCUACUCCAAGUUAGAAAGCAGGAGGAGAAUUUAUUCUGCCUAUGUAUUUAUCUAUUAAAAUAAUGACCUCUUAUCCAGAAAGCUUGCCCUCAGCUAUCUCACACAAAUUAAGACCCCAAGGAGUAGGAAUAUAGCACAAAGGACUGUAAAGGCUCUGACAGCUUAUCCUGUAAGGGUUUGCCUUAUUUCAUGUGUGAUACCAUUACUUAAUCUUGCUUGUGGUCCUAUAUGCAACUCCAGAAGAUAUUCUGCCUGCAGCUUUGUAAAUAACUUGACAAAGUAUACUCACUUGGCAUACUUGGACUAUUUUUUUAUUUUUUAUUCCAGGGUGAUUUUUUCCACUUACGGGCUUAAUUAAAAUUGAGUUUUCAACCAUU